AUGUCAGAUUUACAAAAUAAUAUUAAAUUUCAUACUUUGCUACCGCAAUUAAAUUUUAAUGCAAACGAUAUCGAUAUCGCUUGUAAAGAUAAAUUAGAUAAAUUCACAUUCAGUAAUAAAAAUUUGUUUAUAGUUACUGAAAGAUUGAAUAGUCAAAUAAUUCCACCUUCUCCUCCUUUGUCCGCUGAUAAUUCACCACGAUCAAUAAAUCAAGAAAUUAUUAUUCCAAUGAUGCUAAAAGUUCAACAAGAUCAAUUAACCACAAAUACAUACACACCCCCAUCACCAACACUAUUGCAUACUUUACCAACAACAACAAAACGUCGCAGUCGUCGUCAUGUUUGUAAGACUUGUACAAUGGCUUUUACAACGGCAGGCCAUUUAUCAAGACAUAAUAGAAUCCAUACAGGUGAAAAAAAUCAUACUUGUCCACAUGAUGGUUGCGGACAAAAAUUUAGUAGACAUGAUAAUUGUAUUCAACAUUAUAGAACUCAUUUAAGAAAAAAGUCUCGUAAGUGA
Molecule: messenger RNA, 519 nt
Organism: Maudiozyma saulgeensis
Lineage: Eukaryota; Fungi; Ascomycota; Saccharomycetes; Saccharomycetales; Saccharomycetaceae
Source: the annotation of a GenBank genome assembly